GCCAGAGAAGACAAAGGAAAAUUGCUAGAAGCAUCUCGGCUCCACUGGUCCACUCCACUCCACUCCCACUUUAUGCGUCGCUCAAAAUCACACAAACAAACCCAAACCCAAACCCUCACUUGGUCGAUAUGCCAUGGAUGCAGACAUGAUGGAUUCGGAUGCUCCCAUGACAUCCUCAUCGGUUGCCGGACAAUUCGAAGUUGCUAGAAGAUUACUCACCCUUGCUCGUCAACUCAUCCAUCAGGGUAAACCUUCUCAAGCUCUUCAAGCAGUUGUGAUGGCUAUGAAAGGCACCGGAGGUGAAGCAGCUGCGUUUGAGGCCCUAAACCGAGCAAAAGAGGUUUACGCAAAGAAAAUGUAUGAAAAUAAUGCUGCUGAUGAGCUGGCGUCCUUGUUUGCUGAAUGUGCAAUAUCAAUAGCCGAAGAAUCCCCAUCAUGUAACUUGGAGCCAGAUGGUGGUGGAACAUCUAUACUGAGUGAAAAUGGAAGAAAACAAGUAAUGGUGGAUGCAGUCUCUGAUGGCAGUAGCUUUGUUUGUUUACAGUGUGGAGGUCUUGUUAGUAAUAACCGCAAAGAUGAACACUUUGCGUUCUGGUGCUGUAAUGGUGACACGUCUAAGUGCUAAGUUUUUUGAAUGUUAUACAUGUGUUACGGCUUUAUGCUUUGUAAUAUAGACACAUGAACUAUUUUAUCCUUUCUAUUGGGAUAAUUGUUAAUCCACCUUGCCUUUCCUCUUUUA
Helianthus annuus (common sunflower) is the source of this 739-nucleotide messenger RNA. RefSeq lists its product as uncharacterized. The record is from RefSeq and is a predicted model, not a curated record. Bases 134 to 625 code for a protein of 163 amino acids. The transcript has 2 exons. Lineage: Eukaryota; Viridiplantae; Streptophyta; Magnoliopsida; Asterales; Asteraceae.